AUGCCGGCCUGCCUGCUGCCCGGGCUGGCGCUCUGUUUCCUGCUGGCGCCUCUGGCAGGGGCCAAGCCGGUGCAGGAGGAGGGAGACCCCUACGCCGAGCUGCCGGCCAUGCCCUACUGGCCUUUCUCCACGUCUGACUUCUGGAACUACGUGCAGCACUUCCAGGCCCUGGGAGCCUACCCCCAGCUGGAAGACAUGGCCCGCACCUUCUUCGCCCACUUCCCCCUGGGGUCCACCCUGGGCUUCCACGUCCCCUACAGGGAGGAGUGA
Molecule: messenger RNA, 270 nt
Organism: Rangifer tarandus platyrhynchus (Svalbard reindeer)
Lineage: Eukaryota; Metazoa; Chordata; Mammalia; Artiodactyla; Cervidae
Source: the annotation of a GenBank genome assembly